AUGUCAAGUGAGGAGGUUACUGAAAGUCAACAAGUCGCUAAGGAACUCACUCUUGUAGUGGAGUUGCCUAAGGUUUUAAAUGCCGGUGACAAUUUACAUAUUCCUUCCAAUUAUGAAGAAGAUUUAAAUGAUUUAAGACAAUCACUUUUGAUUCUUCCUGUUAGUAAGAAUCUUACCAAUUAUAAUUUAUUCAUUCAAAAUGUAAAUGUAUCUGAAACUUUCGAUGCUUUAACUCCUUUUAGUGUUAUUAUUGAACAAUUAGAUUUACAAAUUGAAUCAGAAUUGAAAAUUACUGUGAAGGAAAAACCUUAUACUUUAGCUUCAGUAUAUGAUCAAAUUACAAGAUUCAGAGAAGUGAUCGGUUUACAUUAUAUCGAUAGAAUCACCGAGGAUAAUGUCGCUUCAAGAGGUGCUACUGCCUUUAAUACUUUAUCUUUAAAUGAAAUCAAUGAAAAUAAAGUUGAAGAAGAAGGUGAAACUAAAGAAGAUCAAUCAAAAGUGGAAAUUUCUGAACAAGAAUUAUCACAUCUUGCUCAAAUUAGUGAUGAAAUCUGUCAAAUCUCAGAUAAUUCAAACUUUCAUCCAACUUUUGAUAAUGUCAGUGAUAAAUUAAGAAUCCCAAUUAAAUCAUUAACCAUCUCUCAAUGGUCUCCAGUUCCAACUUUUCAAAAAAAUAAAGGAGAUUUGUUAUACUUAACUUUACAAUCUUUAGAAGGAGAAAUCUUUCAUAUUACGUGUCAUUAUUCUGGUUUCUUUGUUAAUAAAUCAUCAUCCACUAAUUUCAAUCCUGAUUUAAAAGUCCUUGAAAAGGGGAAAUUCUUCAAACAUUUCCUUUUAUAUAAUUUAAUCGAUCAAGUUUCACCAUUAUUCUCCAAAACUAUUGAUGAAAAUGAAAUCAGAUUAUCUUCUACUAGUGAACAUCCAGAAACUUAUUUAUUACCUCAAAACGCAACUUUAGCCACUCCUUGGAUUGUCGAUGUUAAAUCAAUCUCUCAUCAACCUGAUCUUUCAAGAUCUCAAUUACCGUUGAUUUCCAAUGGGGUCGAUGGAUCUGAUUACGUUAAAGAUUGGAAUGAAGAUAUUCAAUCCAUUCGUGAUUUACCAACUUCAACCAUUCAAGAAAGAGUCGUUAGAGAUAAAUUGAUUCAAAAAUCAUUACACGAUUUCACUAAAAUCGCUACGGAAACCGCCAUCAAUAUCGUUAAUGGUAAUUUAACCCCUAUGAAUCCAAAUGAAGAACCAGAAAGACAUAUCUAUUUAAAAAAUGGGAUUUUCUAUUCUUCAAGUGCCACGACUGCUGAUGUCUACGCUGAAACUGGGGCCGAUGAAGCCGCAAGAUAUGUCGCUUCUAAGGAUUUAGCCGGUGUUAAGGCUAUGAAUAGAGCUGAUAUUAGAGGAGUUCAUAAUUUAGCUACUACUGUGGUUGAUUAUUUAGGUAGAAGAAUCAUUUGUCAGGCUCCUGUUCCAGGUAUUUUCACUCAAAAUGUGAAUGAAAAUGAAGAUGAUGAAAAAGUUUCUUAUGGUUUAUCUACUGAUGGAUUGAAGAUCUUGGAAGAUAAAUCUUUUGAAGAACCUUUGAAAUCGGUGGCUGAAGUUUUCCAUUUAAAAGCUCAUAAAGUCGAACUUGAUGAAUCUACCAAGUCUGAAUCAGAAUUAGUGGUUUCAAAAGAUACUAAAGGUAUUAAAGGAUCUGAUGGUCGUAAAUAUGUCAUUGAUUUAUUUAGAACCACUCCUCGUGAUAUUUCAUUCACUGAACAAAAUUUCGAUAUUGCCAAUCCUGAAACUUCUUAUCCUCAUGCUGAAUCCCUUAUUAGACAUGAAGCUAUUGCUGAAUGGUGGAAACGUAAAGCAUCUGCUCUUUUCAAAGCUGAAACUGAAAAAUUAGAACAGGAAGGUGAUGGUCAAUCAUCAAAGGAUGGUGAAAAACCUCAAAUCGUCUUACCUACCGAUCAAAUUGUUUUCAACCCUGAUGCCUUUUCAGGUGCUAGUGAAUCUGAAGAUGAUCAAAGUGGAGUUAGAGAUAUUUCUACUUUUGUUAAAGAUCAUUUAAUUAAAGAAUUCUUAGUUGAAUAUCCUAAUGAAUUGGCUCCUUUCGAUGGUACUCAAUUAACUGAAUCAUUACAUAGAAAGGGGGUUAAUUUAAGAUAUUUAGGAUAUAUUGCUGAACAAGCUUUAGAAGAAUCAGAAGAAGAAGAAGAAUCAAAAGCUACCAUUGAACAAACCGUGGCUAAUUAUGAAGUUCUUUAUAAACUUUCCGUCCAAGAAAUGAUUGCUAGAGCUUCCAAGCAUAUCUUACGUAAAUUAACUUCUAGCCUCCCACCAUUAUUAUCUCCAUAUGUCGUGGCCCAUUUCCAUAAUUGUUUAUUAGGUAGUAAGAUCACAGAUUCUCCAACUAUUGAAAUUGAUCAAACUCUUGCUUCAUUCUUACCUGAAGAAAAUUUUGCUUUCACCAAACUUAACACUGCUUCUAUCGCUGACCUUGUUCAAAAGGAAGUUUAUGCCAGAUUCAGAUACACUUUACCAAUUGAUUGGAUUGAUACUUCAGUGAGACCAGCCCAAUUACUAAGAGAAAUCAGUAUUAAAUUCGGUAUUCAAUGGAAAGCUCAAGAUUACGUCUUCACCAAAGAAGAAUUUGAAACUGUUAAGGAAAGUCUUGCUGUUAAAUCCCAAUCUAUUGAAACUUCCCAUUCUAAGAAAAAGGGUAAGAAGAGUAAAACCGUGUCUGUGGUUGAGAAAGUCAUUGAAAGAAACUCAAUCUUCGUCGUUGAUGAUAUAGUUAAUUUCGUUCCAAAUGUAAAGGACUCAUCAUAUAAACCAUCAUUACUUGAUGAUAUCUUCCAAGGGGUUAGAUCUCAUCUUUCCGAAGAUCAAAGAGAAUUAGGUUUCACACUUUUGAAUGAAUUACUUUCCAUCCAUGAACAAAUCUUCGGUAGAGUUAACAUCGAAACCGCUAGACUUUAUCCUAGAAUUGCUCAAAUCUACGCUGAAUUAGGUGAAGAUAAAGAAGCUGCUCUUAUUUCUCGUAAGUCUGCCAUUAUCGCUGAAAGAACUAGUGGGUAUGAUUCUUUCGACUCUAUUAAUGCAUUCAUGAAUUCAGGUUAUUAUGAAUCAGCUACUUUGAAUUUAACCAACUCAUUCAAAUUAUAUCAACAUGCUAUUAAUAUUUGGACUUCGGUUUAUGGUAAAGAACAUCCAGCUUUAAUUAAUACUUUAACUAAUUUAGCAGAUAAUUUAUUCAGAGCUGGUUUAUUUACUCAAGCUACUAAAUUAUUUGAACAAGCUCUUGAAUUAUCCAUCAAGCUUAAUGGUAAGUAUUCGCAAAUUUCAGGUGUUAUCUAUUUCAGAUUAGCCACUUUAUUACUUCAAUCCAGUAAAUUUAAUGAAGCUUUAGAUUAUUAUAUCAAUGCUCAAGAUGUUCUUACUAAACUUCUUGGACCUGAUGAUUCCUUAUCUAAACAAGCUGACAAAUAUGUUGGUACACUUAAAACUUAUCAAGAAUAUUUGAAAGUUCAAGAACAACAAAAGAAGAAACAACUCGCUGAACAAGCUGCUGCAAGUGGUAACAAUAAAGUUAGAGUUAAAUCUAAUACUGAAACAGUUACCAAUGGAAAGAAGAAUGGAAAUUCUAAAAAGAACAAUAUCCCUCAACCUGAUCCUGAAAUUGCCUCAAAAUCAAUUGAAGAUAUUUUAAACUUUAUUGAAGGUAAUCAACCUAAAAAGAAUGCCAAAAAGGCUUCAUCUGCCAAAAAAUCUAAAAAGUAA
Scheffersomyces coipomensis is the source of this 3762-nucleotide messenger RNA. Its product is annotated as translation initiation factor 3 subunit. Gene Ontology annotation, molecular function: protein binding; mRNA binding. The record is from RefSeq and is a predicted model, not a curated record. Gene Ontology annotation, cellular component: cytoplasm. The transcript has 2 exons. The coding region runs from base 1 to 3762 and encodes 1253 amino acids. Lineage: Eukaryota; Fungi; Ascomycota; Pichiomycetes; Serinales; Debaryomycetaceae. Gene Ontology annotation, biological process: intracellular distribution of mitochondria.